Fomitopsis serialis is the source of this 960-nucleotide messenger RNA. Its product is annotated as phosphomannomutase. The transcript has 6 exons. Gene Ontology annotation, molecular function: phosphomannomutase activity. The record is from RefSeq and is a predicted model, not a curated record. The coding region runs from base 80 to 766 and encodes 228 amino acids. Gene Ontology annotation, biological process: protein N-linked glycosylation; GDP-mannose biosynthetic process; mannose metabolic process. Gene Ontology annotation, cellular component: cytosol. Lineage: Eukaryota; Fungi; Basidiomycota; Agaricomycetes; Polyporales; Fomitopsidaceae.
UCUCGUCUAUCCCCGAAAACUCUACAUGUGGCCACCUACGACUCACUGGGCGGAUACUUAGGUGGCUGCGCCAUCUACAAUGGCUACACUCCGACAGCUGCGCGGCGUCAUGGAUGUAGGAUUUAUAGGAGGCUCGACCUACAGGAAGCUCUGCUGGCAAUUGGGUUCUCAAGUAUCAGAGGACUUUGACUACGUGUUCGCUGAAUGCGGCCUCAUUGCAUAUAAGAGAGGACUCAAACUGCCGCACGAACGCUUCGUCGAUCUGAUCGGCGAGGAUCGUUACAAGAAUUUAGUCAAUUUCAUUCUGCGGUACAUCGCCGAUAUCGAUAUACCGAUCAAGAGAGGUACCUUUGUGGAAUUUCGCGAUGGACUGAUCAAUGUCUGUCCGCAGGGACGCAACACGACAACACAGGAGCAGGACAUGUUCGACGAGUAUGACAAGGUCCAUCAAGUACGCACCAAGAUGAUACAAGCGCUCAAGGAUGCGCUUCCUGCUUACAACCUUGUGUGCGCGAUCGGAGGGCGCACAUCCUUUGACGUUUUCCCGCGUGGAUGGGACAAGACUUACGCACUCCGGCAUCUCGAGGGAGAAGGGUACAGCGAGAUUCACUACUUCGGUGACAAGACGCACGAGGGUGGGAAUGACUUUGAGAUAUUCCAUGACCCGCGGAUCAUAGGACACACUGUGGAUAGACCUGAAGAUACAGGUCGGCAAAUAGAAGACCUCUUUCUCAAAGAAAAACAGUUUGGCGGUGGCCCAACCUGACGUAUCAAUGCCCGUGUACAGUACCCAUCUGCUCUACGGAAAGAGGAAGAAAUAUGAGUUUGCCAUCAUCAUUCCGUCAAGCACUCAAGCACUCUCAAUUGACGUGGGUAUCGGGCCGCGCUUGCCAAUGCCCUCAGUGUUAUUCCUCGGUCUGUCUGGCGAAGAACUGCAACUCGUUGACCUUCCCAACCGAA